This is a messenger RNA of Lycium ferocissimum, 1161 nucleotides long. RefSeq lists its product as uncharacterized. The coding region runs from base 1 to 1161 and encodes 386 amino acids. The transcript is spliced from 2 exons. The record is from RefSeq and is a predicted model, not a curated record. Gene Ontology annotation, molecular function: zinc ion binding. Lineage: Eukaryota; Viridiplantae; Streptophyta; Magnoliopsida; Solanales; Solanaceae.
AUGGUUGAAAAUCUAAAUCCAGCUUCCAGAAUUUGCAUUAGUCUUGAUGAUGCGGACAAGUUCAAAUAUUACUUCGUAGCUUACGGAGCUUGCAUUCGAGGAUAUAAACACAUGCGAAAGGUCAUUGCCGUUGACAGCACACCCUCAUACUGGAAGUAUGAGGGUGUGUUGUUGUCCGCUGUCGCACGGGAUACUGAGAACCAUAUCUAUCCAAUUGCUUUUUGCGUAACGGACAAGGAGUGUGAUAAAUUCUGGACCUACUUCUUCGAGCAGUUGAGGUAUAUAAUCGCCGAUGAACUAGACUUUUGCAUCAUCUCUGAUAGGCACAAGAGCAUGGCCAAUGGUGUUUUCAGAAUUUUUGAGCAUGCUCACCAUGGACUAUGCAUGAAGCAUCUUGGUGAUAACCUUCGAAAAAAUUUCCAAUGUGGAGAUUCUCUUCAUAUGUACUAUGAUGCAGCAAAGGCAUAUGGUUACCAGGAGUUUAAUAAACAUUUUCAACAAUUAAGGAAUAAAUGCCCCGAAGCUGCUAAUUGCCUUGAGUUUGAUAUUGGAUUUGACAAGUGGAGCAGGGCAUAUUUUCCAGCAAAUCGGCAGAGAUGUGCAGAUAUCAGCAGUUCAAUCAAUUUAUUUGUCCCUUCGGCUGAAAAGACGCUAAGGGAAAAGAUGAAUGAGGGAGACUCCUUAUUUGUUAAUAAUAUAAACGGGGAUACCGACGAGUUCACUGUAGUCGGCAGUGGCCUAACUACCAAAGUCAAUCUACUGAACAAAACAUGCACUUGUAGAAAGUACGACUUGGUGAAAUUACCAUGCGCUUACGCGUUGGCAGCCUUGAGAUUGAAGUACGGACCUGAUUAUGGUUCAAGCAUCUACGAGUAUUCCUCGCCCAUGUAUAAAGUUCAGUCUUACAUUCUUGCAUUUGGUGAAACUAUUAAUGUAGUCCCUGCAGAGUCAGAAUGGGAAGUCCUAGAGAAGUACACAAACAUGUAUAUUCCUCCACCCCCUUACGACCCCAAACUUGGAAGGAAGAGAGUGAAGCGUAUUCCUGGCAUCGUGGAAUCUUUCAAGUCCAAGGGAAGUAGCAAAGGGACGAGAAACAAGUGCUCGAUUUGCAAGGGGGAUGGUCACAAUAUUGGCUUUAACUGGGGUGUUGGAUAUUCCUAA